Sphenostylis stenocarpa is the source of this 2307-nucleotide messenger RNA. NCBI's taxonomy places the organism in Eukaryota, Viridiplantae, Streptophyta, Magnoliopsida, Fabales, Fabaceae. The record is from the annotation of a GenBank genome assembly.
AUGCCUAGGGAUACAGAAGUGAAGUUUCAUAAUGAUGAUUUUGUAAAGAGCACCCCAAUCCCGUGCGCUGAAUUUGACCAAUUCAAGAUGAAACUACGAAUCCAAAUCCAAAACUUCCGAGGAAGGAGUAUCAAGCUUCUUCUUCUACUCGUUGCUGUGGCGAUUCUGUAUAACGUUUGCGUAGCUGAAAGCAAUGAAAGAGUUAUAUACAUCAAUGGAGGCACAGAUUCUGUGGUUUGGGUGGUUCAGCUUUCUGAUCUUCAUUUCAGCGUUCACCAUCCAAACAGAGCCCUUGAUUUCACCAAACUUGUGGGGCCCGCUCUCUCCCUCAUCAACCCCUUCCUCGUCCUCAUCACUGGCGACCUCACUGACGGUAAAAGCAAGGAUUUGCUGACAAUGAAGCAGAAUGAGGAUGAAUGGGUGGAAUACCGGAGUGUACUGGACACUGUUAUUGAGAGAAGUGGACUCCACAAGAACUUGUUCUUUGACCUCAGAGGCAACCAUGAUAAUUUUGCUGUUCCGGUUGUUGGUGGUUCCUUUGAUUUCUUUUCUAAAUACAGCAUCAAUGGGCAGCUAGGAAGAAAUGGGAGUGUCAAUAGUGUAACAGUUGAGACCAAGGAACGGAAACAUCUAUUUGUUGGGUUUGACAGCACGAUGUCAACUGGCUUACGAGGUCCAACCAAUCUUUUUGGGCAUCCCACAGAUCAAUUACUAAAGGAUCUAGACAUGGAACUCUCACAGUGGGAUUUUCAGUCAGAAAAACCAAUUACCAAAAUUUCCUUUGGGCAUUUUCCACUCUCAUUUUCUGCACCCUCUAUUUCCGGAAGGACCUUGGAAGAUGUUUUCCUAAAGCAUUCCAUAUCAGCUUACCUGUGUGGGCAUCUCCAUACUAGAUUUGGUAGGAACUUAAAGCGGCACCAUCGGUCGAGUGAUCAUUUUUCACCCUUGCAGAAAUUUGUUCAGUUCAAUAUGCAUCAGAGUUCAUUUGAAAGUACUAUAAAUUGUUCACUUGGAGUCCCACCAAUUCGAGACUUUUGGGAAUGGGAGAUGGGUGAUUGGAGAAAGAGUAGAGCCUUUCGAAUUUUAGCAAUUGAUAGAGGCCAUGUUUCAUAUGUUGAUGUUGAUUUCAAAUCAGGAACCAAACAUGCAAUUAUAUUACCCACUUUUCCAUUAGACUCUCGCUUCAUGAUAACAUCCUCAUGCCAUCACAACUAUGAAUGUAAAUCUGUGCCCUCUUCAUCUUAUGAGAAAAUUAGAGCUCUGGUGUUUUCUGUUUCUCCAGUUGUAUCCAUUGUAGCUAGGAUCUACGAUUCACAAACUGAAAACCAUGAUUUACUCUUAGAAACACAUAUGAUCAAGCAUGCCGAUGAGAACACCAAGGGGCACCUCUAUCUUGCACCAUGGAAUUACAAAGCCUUUGAGGAUGCUUCUCCUGAUAGAUAUUGGCUUCAAAUUGAAGUAAAUGACAGCGAAGGCAGGUCAACUUUGACUGAAUUGAGGCCGUUUUCUAUCAAUGGUCAUAGCCUCAAAUUUUCUUGGAGCUGGAAGGAGUUCUUGGUCAUGGGAUGUCAAUGGGCUGCCCUUUAUUACCCAUUAUUCUGGUCUGCUCUUUACUUUUUGUUCAUCGUCCUUCUUCUUCCAAAAGCUCUCCUUGUUUUUUCAAAUAAGAUAUACACUUACAAGAACUUCAUUGCCAAUAAAACCUUAGUAAAUGGUGUAUUAUGGUUUCUCCAGGAGCUCUGCAGGAUCCACACAUUAUGGUUUGGUUGGAUAGGAUACCUAUUUUAUCUGAUAUUGUUCCCCUGGUUUAUGGGGCAAGUUUUUACUGAAGGGAAAAAUAUGGUAUACAUGACCUAUAUGGGGUGGGCUGUAGAGAAUUCUAAUGGAAAGGGGAAACUUGAGUAUAUUGGAUCCCCUGAUAUUAUGGUGGUGGUUCUUCCCCAUCUAUUAUUUGUGGUUUUGCCUGCAAUUUUGGUCACUGGGGCUCUGACAGCUGAAAGAGCAAUUUUCCGGGAACAAGUGUUAGCAUUUUUAGGGAAGAAAAAAGAUGAUCCUCGAAUGGACUCUGGAAAAACUGUAUUAAAUGGCCACCAGAGCAAAAUAGUAUCUAAUGUUCACCUUAGCAAGCGACGGAUUCGGAAGCUUCUGUGUGUGGUGUGUGUGGCAAUAUGUUGGAGACAUUUUAUGAACUGCAGAACUCUUCUAAAAGCUUAUGAGAUGAACCCAGUUCUCCAUUUCCUGGGCUAUGGUAUUUCAGUUCCCUUGUUGUUGGCACAUGCUAUCAGCAAAACCAGAAGUGCUGAAUGA